AUGGACGGCCACAUGGAUUCGAACGGCGGUAUGCUCCCGGGACAGAGCUUGUCACACCACCCCAAGCUGAAGCCCGGAGAAUCCUUCUACGACGACUACGAUGUCUAUUGCACCGCUGUGCAUUUCCACUUCACUACUCUUCAUAUGGCUGGCGCCUCGUCCUACAACCACGAACCUGACGCCGAAAAGGCCAAACUUUUUCGUUUCUUACUCAAACAUCUCGAAGGCUUCACCUGGCACAAUCUGAAUCAUGAGACAUUCGGUCAUUUGGCUGUUGCGUUGGCGAACGUGUUUCACACCAAGUUCGCUCAAGGCCAGAAGUUCUUUUCCGCCGACGAGAAGAGACGCGCCCAGAAGUUUUACCGCAAAUUGCGAGACGUCAGAUUUGCGACAAUGGCUGGAGAGAACGGCCAGGUCAGUGUCACAGGUUACGACAUGCCCGAUCCUCAGAUGGUAUCAACUCCUGUCAGCCUUCCCCAAGUUCCUCAUCUGUCCUCUCCAGCUGCUGUCCACGACGCUUCUCUCGUGGCCUUUCCAGCCAACUAUCACGGGGGUUAUCUAGCGGCCUCUUCAGACACCGGCCCCGAGCUUGCUCUCGAGGCGUCUAGAAGCACCAGUCCCGAACUUGCUCUCGCGGCGUCUCGAAGCACCAGUCCUGAGCUUGUUUCUCCAGCCUCUUCUCCCAUUGUCGUGUACUCGGACACCGAGCCCACGUCGCCCACCUCGCCCAGCUUUUGCCGCCCACCCGCAGACCACCCGAUCUUUGGCGACGAGGGACCCAUGAGAGGAAUUGCUUACAAGUUGAAGAACAAGAAGAAGUCUUGGGUCGCGAACCCAGACUACGCCCACCUCAAAAAGGAGGCUAAACGUCUCGGACACAACGGUAUCGCCGUCGGCUCAUGGUGGCCUGCUCAGUCAGCCGCCGUAUUCAACGGAGCCCACGCUUCCUGGUACUCGGGUAUCAGCGGAACAUCUCAUGAUGGUGCCUACUCAGUCGUCAGGUCAGGCAAACCCGACCUUCUCGACCGAGACAACGGCGACGUGCUUCUCUACUCCGGAUCGAAGACCGGCAACAAAGCCCUCUUGGCCUCCCUAGAGAACCAGCUCCCUGUUCGCGUGCUUCGUGCAGCCGACACCGGCAAGGACAUCACCAAUGUCUGGGCUCCUGUGGUCGGCAUCCGAUAUGAUGGACUGUACCGCGUUCAUGCUGUCCACGGCCAAGUCGACGGCGAUGACAACGGCAACUCGCACUUGCGGUUCGAGCUCCACCGUUUGGGUAACCAGUUGGAGUGGGCGACGCUCAUGGCAAUCCCUGACCAAGAGCAGCGCAAGAUCCACGGGGAGAUGAAGGAGGGAUACUAA
Messenger RNA from Colletotrichum karsti, 1362 nucleotides. RefSeq names its product putative YDG/SRA domain-containing protein. The record is from RefSeq and is a predicted model, not a curated record. The coding region runs from base 1 to 1362 and encodes 453 amino acids. The transcript has a single exon. NCBI's taxonomy places the organism in Eukaryota, Fungi, Ascomycota, Sordariomycetes, Glomerellales, Glomerellaceae. Gene Ontology annotation, molecular function: ubiquitin protein ligase activity. Gene Ontology annotation, biological process: protein ubiquitination; negative regulation of gene expression via chromosomal CpG island methylation.